This is a messenger RNA of Neoarthrinium moseri, 2697 nucleotides long. RefSeq names its product chitin synthase I. The transcript has 2 exons. The coding region runs from base 1 to 2697 and encodes 898 amino acids. Gene Ontology annotation, cellular component: cell periphery; cell septum. Gene Ontology annotation, molecular function: chitin synthase activity. The record is from RefSeq and is a predicted model, not a curated record. NCBI's taxonomy places the organism in Eukaryota, Fungi, Ascomycota, Sordariomycetes, Amphisphaeriales, Apiosporaceae.
AUGGACAACCAUAGGAUGGGAGCGCCGCGCCGGUCGCCUUCGCCGGGCCACCCUCUCCAGCACGGCUACCAGCUGGACGACGUCCCGUACGGCCAACACCCGGCCACGACACAGUCCAACCUCAGCAUACCGAACCGUGCCGGCACCUACACGCCCAGCGACGUCCUCCCGCUGAACGCCGCCCAGUCGUACGACAACCUGUCCCAGAGCCCUUACGGCGCCCACGGCCACAACCAGGGCUACGGCUCCGACUACGGAGUUAACCCGGAGCAACAUCACGAUGCCUACUACAACCAGCCCUACGAGCCGCACCCGUCCGGCACGACUCCCUACGACGAACCCCAGGGCUACGGGCUCGACGACCAGCGCCCUAUGCUGCAGCAGAACGACUCGUACGCACAGGCCCAACCCCAGGACCCCUACCGCGACGACCCUCACCAGCAGGCCGCUGGCGGCGGCGGCGGUGGUGCCAUCAAACGGUGGAAGACGGUCAAGCAGGUUCUUCUGUACCGUGGCAACCUUGUCCUGGACUGCCCGAUCCCGCCGAGGUUGCUGAACCAGCUGCCCCAUGGAGAGCGCGACGAGUUUACCCACAUGCGGUACACGGCGGCCACCUGCGAUCCCAAGGAUUUCUACGACGAGAACUUCACAUUGCGUCAGAAGCUCUUCAGCAAGCCCCGCCACACCGAGUUGUUUAUCGUCGUGACAAUGUACAACGAGGACGACAUCUUGUUUGCGCGCACCAUGGUUGGUGUGCUGAAGAACAUCGAAUUCAUGUGCAGUCGCAAGGAGAGCAAGACGUGGGGGCCGGACGCCUGGAAGAAGAUCGUCGUCUGUGUCGUCAGUGACGGCCGUGCCAAGAUCAACCCGAGGACACGCGCCCUUCUGGCUGGUAUGGGUGUUUACCAGGACGGUAUCGCCAAGCAGCAGGUCAACGGCAAGGAUGUCACGGCGCAUAUCUACGAGUACACCACCCAGGUUGGCAUGACCAUCAAGAACGACGUCGUGCAGCUGGUUCCCAAGAAGCAGCCGGUGCAGAUGCUCUUCUGCCUGAAGGAGAAGAACCAGAAGAAGAUCAACUCGCACAGAUGGUUCUUCCAAGCCUUUGGCCGCGUCCUGAACCCCAACAUCUGCGUGCUCAUUGACGCCGGUACCAGACCCGGAGGAAACUCCAUCUACCACCUCUGGAAGGCCUUCGACCUGGAGCCCAUGUGCGGCGGCGCCUGUGGUGAGAUCAAGGCCAUGUUGGGUACCGGUGGCAAGCAUCUGCUCAACCCCCUGGUUGCGACGCAGAACUUUGAGUACAAGAUGAGCAACAUUCUGGACAAGCCGCUCGAGUCCGCUUUUGGCUUCAUCUCCGUCUUGCCCGGUGCCUUUUCCGCAUACCGCUAUGUCGCGCUCCAAAACGACAAGAACGGCCAAGGGCCUCUGGAGAAGUACUUCAAGGGCGAAACGCUGCACGGUGCCGGUGCCGGUGUCUUCACGGCCAACAUGUACCUCGCCGAAGAUCGUAUCCUCUGUUUCGAGCUGGUCACCAAGCGCAACUGCCACUGGAUCUUGCAAUACGUCAAGUCAGCGACAGGUGAGACCGAUGUGCCUGACACUGUUACCGAGUUGAUUCUGCAACGACGGCGUUGGCUGAACGGUUCCUUCUUCGCUGCCAUCUACGCCAUUGCCCACUUCCACGAAUUCUUCCGCUCUGAUCACUCGUUCAUCCGCAAGAUCAUGUUCUUUGUCGAAUUCGUUUUCCAGACCGUGAACAUGAUCUUUGCCUGGUUCGCCAUCGGUAACUUCUUUCUGGUCUUCAAGAUCCUGACAACCAGUUUGGGCGAUGAUAAUCUGCUCAGCGAAACGGGUGCAAUUCUUGGUGUGGUCUUCACAUGGUUCUACGGUAUCUCACUUAUGGCUUGUUUUGUCCUCUCGCUGGGUAACCGCCCUGCUGGUUCCGGCAAGCUCUACACAGCCAUGGUGAUAUUCUGGUGUAUUAUUAUGAUAUACUUGACGUUCGCUGCCGUGUUCAUCGCAGUCAAGGCUGUCCAGGAGCAGGUUAAGAACGGCUUCAGCGUCAAUGCCUUGUUCACGAACAAGGUGUUCUCGUCCCUCAUUGUUUCCACACUCUCCACGUAUGGUCUUUGGCUCAUUGCAUCACUGAUGAUGUUCGAUCCCUGGCACAUGAUCACGUCGUUCCUGCAGUACCUCCUGCUCACACCCACCUACACCAAUGUCCUCAACGUUUACGCCUUCUGUAACACCCACGAUAUCUCUUGGGGUACCAAGGGAGACGAUAAGCCGGAGUCGCUUCCCACAGUCGACACCAAAGACGGCAAGGGUAAGACCGACUUGCCGGAUGAGGGAGAUCUCAAUGCGGCGUAUGACCGCGAGUUGGCUGUCUUCUCCAGGAAGCACGUUGUGGAGAAGAAACCCCCGACCGAGACCCAAAUUGCCGAGGCUCAGAUGGACUACUACCGCUGGAUCCGAUCCCUCGUGGUGUUGAUAUGGAUGAUAUCCAACUUUGGUCUAUGCGCUGUCGUCCUUAGUACCGCCGGCCUGGAGAACCUAAGCACUACGACGGAUGACAACGAUACCCGUGCAUCCAUCUACAUGACGGUCGUUCUGUGGAGUGUGGCCGUCCUCAGCGCCUUCAAGUUUGCAGGCGCCCUCUGGUUCCUGAUCGUCCGCAUGUUCCGUGGUGUAUGA